UGCGAUAAGCGGUACAGUCACAGCCACUCUGGAUGGGAGCGUCAGGUUGCCGUGCGUCCCUCAUUUGGAAAAUUGCGUCAAAAAGUGUUCCAGCAGGCAUUUACUGGGCUUCAUUUCCUCUGAAGUUAGCGGCAUUUAAACUCAAUUUCCUACCUGGAGAGAAAAGAAGGGGAUUAAGCGCUGAUUAAGAAACUCUCAUCACUUUCCUGGCAUCUCCUGCGCGCCCGUCGGCUCACCGGCUCUCCAUUCGGCACUCAAGCGGUCCAAAGUCCUUCAGUCAUUGUGGUGGGACGCGGGCUGAGCAGAUGCACAGAUAAUUUUAUCCUCCAAAUAUAUGUUUUUUUCCCGAUCUUAAAGAACCGAUGAUGCAGAUAUAGCCAGAGGAGGAAUCUUUAAAAACAAAAAGUGUUAUUGGUUUCCAGAAAACGGCCCUAUUUAAAUGUGGACAGUGGGAUCAAGAUAGAAGUGGAGGGUCAUAAGAUGAUUGUGUCAGGAAAAGAUCUCUGGUGAACUUUUGUCACUUGCAGUCAUGGCAUUAAGUGAGACAUCCACAUGAAGUGAAAUCCUGUGCUUUGUUAGGGGGGGCUUGAAAGAAGAUUUUUCUUUGAGAGAGAAAAAAAACAAACUGUAAAUCAUACUUCAUCCAGCAAAACAAACAAUACCUCCACACCCUCCUCAAUGAGCUGAUUUUGGCACCAGUCCUCCUUUCAGCAUACUUCUAAUAAGCUCUGCUUCCACAACAACCCUCUCAGUGCCAGUCAUGGUUUCUGUCUGAUGCUGAAAAAUAAACUGGAGGACAACAGGGGAAGUCAAAAAAAAAGGUGAUACAGACUUCAUCAGAUAAAUUAUGUUUUUUUGCCGCGUGUCACCACAAAUCUGAGACAUCCAGAUUUUUUUUUUUAUAUCCUUAGACACAGUGGUGUGUAAAGUUUUCAUCUUUUUAGGCUUUUAAAUAUUGAGUUCCUGGUCCCUUGGACGUCUUUAUCAUUUCUCAAGGAUCCUCUCAUCCACCUGUUUCCCUCCUGGCUGUCUUCCAUUUUGCAUUCUCUCUCAUACUUAGUCCAGUGAUUUCCUCCCACUCCUCUCCACAUCCUUCUUCACCUUUUCAUACCAUACUGGUUCAGUGAGAGGCUUCAUCCUGGCCGGCACGAUUCCAGCCAAGGGGGAAGAGGACUUCCUGACGCUGGCCGCUUCACGGCUCAGCCGCAGGAAACGUGUCAUUGGAGCUGCUGUAGGUGUGGCCAUGGUUCUAAUACUGUUGGUGGCCAUUCCCCUGCUGGUCCACACAACCAAAGGGGGGAACACCGGAAAUGCAGGGAGCCAUUAUGAAAUGCUUGGAAGCUGCAGGAUGGUAUGUGACCCCUACGCUACGUCUCAGCCUGGCCAGGAGCUGACAGCUGUGUCUCCUGCGCCCCAGGAUUACUCUGGGAAGAAGCUAAAGUCUGGGCUGCGUGGGCCUCCAGGGAUUCCUGGCCCUCAAGGAGCACGUGGACCCCCUGGAGAGCCUGGUAAACCUGGGCCACAGGGGCCUCCAGGUCCAGGUCCUGGUGGCUAUUCUCCCUCACUCUACACUCCCAAAAUCGCCUUUUACGCAGGGCUACGCAAGCAGCACGAGGGGAGCGAAAUACUGAAGUUUGAUGAUGUGGUGACCAAUGUAGGUAACUACUAUGAGCCCAGCACCGGCAAGUUCACCUGUCCUCUGCCUGGCAUCUACUUCUUCACCUACCAUGUUCUAAUGAGAGGUGGUGAUGGGACCAGCAUGUGGGCAGACCUGAAGAAGAACGGACUGGUAAGAGCCAGCGCCAUCGCUCAGGACGCUGAUCAGAAUUACGACUACGCCUCCAACAGUGUGAUCCUGCAUUUGGACGUGGGUGAUGAGGUGUGUGUGCAGCUGGACGGAGGGAAGGUCCACGGAGGGAACACAAACAAGUACAGCACCUUCUCCGGCUUCCUCAUCUACCCAGACUGAAUCUAAUCCUCAACCACGGAGAGUGGACACCAACACACACACACACACACACACACACACACAUAGACAUAUCCACACGACAUGUACGUAUGCAAAUUAAUGCACACACACAGACAUGCACACACACGAUGCCUGCAUGUACACACAAAAACACACACACACAAAUGCAAGCAAACACAUACAGACAUCCUGAGAUUACAACAGACUACAGAAGCGUGGAUGGAGUGAAAAUCAGAGAUAAGUGGAAUUAAGCCGAGCUGUGUGAUUUUGAGCCAAUCAUCACGAGCACCUGCAACUAUUGUCGCCUUUUGUGCAAAUAUGAAUAUCAGAAGAUGUACAGUAUAGGUGCACAUAACAAUUGCACGUUGUGGCUCUGAAAUAUCUAAAAUACUUUAAUGUGUUCCAUAUUAACUGACAUUGUGACGACUAGAAUAUAACAAACACCAUCAGUCUAACUGUGUUUUAAUGCAAUAAUGGUGUUGAGGGUGCCAUUAAACAAGACGACUAAGCCGAGGCAAACACACAACUGCUGCACUCCAGUCUUUACCUUACACAUUUCUGCUCUCCAUCCCAGUGACCUCUGAUCGAAAUGGCCUGCCUACAUUUUGCAACCCAUCACUGUAACAGAUAUUUCUCCCUAAAGUGAAUUACACCAGAUGAAAUUAAACCCCUGUUGUGAUUCCCCAUGCAUCGGGGCCAACUGAUUAAAACAAGGCCAUCUGAAUAAACACAGAUGUUUGACCUUUCUUUCCUGUUUCCAUCAUGACGCAGGACAUCACAUAGCGAGAUUAAACAAAACAUGUUACAGGGCAACACAUUUUAUGGAUGGCACUUGUGUGUGAUGAAGUUUAAAUUGCCAAGUGCAUUAUUGACAAUAUUGUGUGUGUGCGUGUGUGUGUGUGUGUGUGAGUGAGUGUGUGGGUGUGAGUGGAUCUAUAGAUACUGUAAUAUAAUGAGGCAGUGAAAAGUAACAGCUGCAGUGUUUUACUUACAUUAAAUGUUGUACAAUACAUUACAGGCACGUUACUGUAAUUACACUGCCAUACCUACUUAGUACUUUAUUUUUGAGAGACCCUGUUAAAGUAUCAUCAUAUGUAUAAACAGUACUCCUGAGAUGGGCUAUCUGGUAUGUUGAAUAUAGGCUCAGUGGAAAGUUGCUAUUAAAGUAUCUAUACC
Messenger RNA from Epinephelus moara (kelp grouper), 3145 nucleotides. It is a transcript of the gene c1ql4a, whose product is annotated as complement component 1, q subcomponent-like 4. The coding region runs from base 1244 to 1969 and encodes 241 amino acids. The transcript is spliced from 3 exons. The record is from RefSeq and is a predicted model, not a curated record. NCBI's taxonomy places the organism in Eukaryota, Metazoa, Chordata, Actinopteri, Perciformes, Serranidae. Gene Ontology annotation, molecular function: protein binding.